AUGGCUUCCCCCAAGGUCUUCCUCACUGGCGCCACGGGCUACAUCGGUGGGGACGGCCUCUACGCCGUCGCCAAAGCCCACCCCGACUGGCAACUAUCGGCCCUGAUCCGCAGCAAGGAUAAGGCGGCCCAGGUCACGGCCCAGUACCCCAAGAUCCGCGUGCUGCAUGGUGACCUGGACUCGACUGAUCUCAUUGAGGAAGAGGUCAAGAAUGCCGAUAUCGUCUUCCACUUCGCCGACUGCGACCACGUCGCCUCGGCCACCGCGAUUGCCAAAGGAGCUCAGCACCACACCCCCGAGCGCCCGGUUUGGAUCAUUCACACCUCGGGCACUGGCAUCCUAACAGUCGAAGACCAGCGCGCUGGCUCGUAUGGCAUCGAGCGGCCCAAGGAGUACAAUGAUUGGGAGGGUGUAAGUGAGCUGGUCAAUCUACCCUCGGAUGCCUUCCACCGCAACGUCGACGAGAUCAUCCUCGCCGCCAACAAGCAGGACCCCGCCGCCGUGAAGACGGCCAUCGUCUGCCCGCCCACCAUAUACGGACCAGGCCGCGGACCAGUCAACCAAAAGAGCUUUCAGGCGUACCACCUCGGCGCUGCAGUGCUGAGGCGCAAGAAGGGCUUCCUCGUUGGCCCGGGCCAGAACGUUUGGCACCAGGUCCACGUUCAGGACCUGAGCAACGUCUACCUUGCCCUGGGUGAAGCAGCCGCUGUCGGCGGUGGGAAGGCCACUUGGAACGACGAGGGCUACUAUCUUGCUGAGAAUGGGUCUUUCGUUUGGGGCGAUAUCCAGCGCGCUGUUGCACAGGCGGCUUUUGAGAAGAAGCUGAUUCCUUCGCCGGAGGUGGAGCAGUUGAAUGAUGCCCAGGUGACGGAGAUUCUUCCGGUAGGUGUUUAUGCUUGGGGCACCAACUCUCGUGGUCAUGCUAUUCGGGCGAGGAAGCUGUUUGGUUGGGAACCUAAGCAGCCGAAGCUGAUUGAUCUCAUCCCGAGCAUUGUUGAGCUCGAGGCGAAGGAUUUGGGCUUGCUGUGA
This is a messenger RNA of Penicillium lagena, 1029 nucleotides long. Its product is annotated as putative nucleoside-diphosphate-sugar epimerase. The record is from RefSeq and is a predicted model, not a curated record. The coding region runs from base 1 to 1029 and encodes 342 amino acids. The transcript has 3 exons. NCBI's taxonomy places the organism in Eukaryota, Fungi, Ascomycota, Eurotiomycetes, Eurotiales, Aspergillaceae.